CAGUAUGGAACUCAGUUCGGUGAUCUUGCAAAUAUCCUUCCUUAUAAUAUUCGGCAAAAUGUUGGCAUUUGGUUUUGUCGGACCCGAAGAACGUAAAUGUAAAUAUUUGCGGGUGGAGAAGUUGCUGAAGAUUCGCUGUUUCGAUAUGAAUCUGAAGGAGGUGCCACAAUAUCUGAAGUCAUCGGUGGAGGUCUUAGAUUUAUCCUACAAUCGCAUUAAGAAGCUAAAGCGCAGCUCAUUUCAGCCAUACAAAAGCAUUAAAUAUUUACUGCUCUAUGACAAUAUGAUACAGUCGGUGGAACCGGGUACCUUCUCACAUCUGACAUCACUACAGGAAAUUGAUUUAUCAAAUAAUGGCCUAUUGACAAUACCCCUGGAACUAUUACAACUGCCAUCGCUGAGAAAUUUGUACAUAGACAGUAAUGAGCUAAUACAUUUGGAACGUGAUCUAGAGGCUCUCGAUAGGCCAAUUAAGGCCCCAUUGGAAUAUUUAAAUGUGGCCGAUUGUGGUCUACAGGAUAUACCCGAUUUGGGUAUAUUGCCAAAACUAUGGCACAUUAAUGCCUCCAUGAAUCCUUUGAUGGACCUCAGCAUAGAUCGUUUUGCAAAUAUGUGCAAUUUGAAAAGUAUCGAUUUGACAAGGACGAAAUUGACGCAAUGCCAGUGUCAACAGGCCAAUAAUCAUCUGAGGGCCUUGUCGGUUAAAACGAAAUUUGUCCCGGUUUGUGUGGACACCUUGGAUCCCUCCGUCUGUCCACUGCCAUAUAAUUUUACCAUCGAUUCGGAAACAUUUCACACAUGCAAGACAUCGGUGGCGAAAGCGGAAGCUCGUAAUCUUUGGAUGUUUGUGGCCGGCUGUUGUGGUGGCAUUCUGGUCGUAAUUCUAUUGGUCUGGUAUUGCAUACACCGUAAACGUAAGCGACGCAACAAGAAAUUACGUGCCGCCCAAUUGCAUCGCAAAAGUUUGGUGAUUUCACCGAAAAAUGCCAUCAAUAAAAAAGAAAUGGAAUUCCAUUGUAAUCACAACGAUGAGCUGUUGUGCUGUGAUACUGCCUAAG
Messenger RNA from Musca vetustissima, 1058 nucleotides. It is a transcript of the gene Lapsyn, whose product is annotated as leucine-rich repeat-containing protein 40. The transcript has 6 exons. Bases 5 to 1057 code for a protein of 350 amino acids. The record is from RefSeq and is a predicted model, not a curated record. Gene Ontology annotation, molecular function: protein binding. Lineage: Eukaryota; Metazoa; Arthropoda; Insecta; Diptera; Muscidae.